Molecule: messenger RNA, 6515 nt
Organism: Cuculus canorus (common cuckoo)
Lineage: Eukaryota; Metazoa; Chordata; Aves; Cuculiformes; Cuculidae
Gene: PSPC1
Product: paraspeckle component 1
Biological process (GO): regulation of DNA-templated transcription
Cellular component (GO): nucleus
Molecular function (GO): RNA binding
Source: RefSeq, a predicted model, not a curated record
GGGGCGUUACAAGGCGCCGCGGUUGGCGCGGGCGCCAUUUUGAAUCGGCUGUGGGUGUGAGGCGGCGGCUGCUGAACCGGGCUCCGCUACCCCGAGUAAGCCGGCGAGGACCGAACAUGGCAGCGAACAGGAACCUGAAGCAAGUGCGGAUCGAGAACAGCUCCCCGGCCGCGCCGCUGGGCAUGGUGGGGGGCGGCGGCAACCUGAAGGGGUUGCGGGGCCUGGAGGCGGAGAGCGAGGCGGCGGCCAUGGCGCUGGGGCCGGGCAAGGAGGGCGGAGAGGAAGAGCAGGAGGUCGGCUUCACCAUCGACAUCAAGAGCUUUCUCAAGCCCGGCGAGAAGAGCUACACGCAGCGCUGCCGGCUCUUCGUGGGUAACCUGCCCACCGAUAUCACCGAGGAGGAUUUCAAGCGUCUCUUCGAGCGCUACGGGGAGCCCAGCGAGGUCUUCAUCAACCGGGACCGCGGAUUUGGCUUCAUUCGCCUGGAAUCUAGGACACUGGCUGAAAUAGCAAAGGCGAUGAUGUACUAUUUGAAGAGCAGACCACUUCGAAUUCGCUUUGCUACACAUGGAGCUGCCCUGACGGUCAAGAAUCUUUCACCUGUGGUUUCUAAUGAGCUGCUGGAACAAGCAUUCUCUCAAUUUGGGCCAGUGGAAAGAGCUGUUGUGGUAGUGGAUGAUCGUGGCAGAGCUACAGGAAAAGGUUUCGUAGAGUUUGCAGCAAAACCUCCAGCACGGAAAGCUCUAGAAAGAUAUGAUGGGGCAUUCUUGCUAACAACAACACCUCGACCUGUUGUUGUGGAACCAAUGGAGCAAUUUGAUGAUGAAGAUGGGCUCCCAGAGAAGCUAAUGCAAAAAACACAACAGUAUCACAAGGAAAGAGAACAGCCUCCACGUUUUGCGCAGCCUGGAACAUUUGAGUUUGAGUAUGCUUCGCGGUGGAAGGCUCUUGAUGAGAUGGAAAAGCAACAGCGUGAACAGGUUGACAGGAACAUUAGAGAAGCCAAAGAGAAACUAGAGGCAGAAAUGGAAGCAGCUAGACAUGAGCAUCAGCUAAUGCUGAUGAGGCAAGAUCUCAUGCGACGCCAAGAGGAACUGAGGCGUUUGGAAGAGCUUCGAAAUCAAGAACUGCAAAAACGCAAGCAGAUACAAUUGAGACAUGAAGAAGAACAUCGACGUCGUGAGGAAGAGAUGCUGCGCCAGAGGGAACAGGAGGAGUUACGACGACAACAGGAGGGAGGAUUUAAACCAAAUUUCAUGGAUAAUAGAGAACAGGAAAUGAGAAUGGGUGAUAUGGGUCCUCGUGGAGCAAUAAACAUGGGAGAUGCGUUUAGCCCAGCACCUGCUGGUAACCAAGGCCCUCCUCCAAUGAUGGGUAUGAAUAUGAACAACAGAGGAACUUUACCUGGCCCUGCAAUGGGUCCUGGUCCUUCCAUGGGACCAGAAGGAGCUGCAAAUAUGGGAACACCAAUGAUGCCAGAUAAUGGAACAGUGCAUAAUGAGAGAUUCCCUCAAGGAGGUCCAUCACAAAUGGGUUCACCUCUCGUUAGUAGAACGGGCUCUGAAACUCCUCAGCCGCCAAUGAGUGGUGUAGGUGCCGUGAGUGGUGGACCUGGUGGCUUUGGUAGAGGAAACCCAGGGGGCAACUUUGAAGGACCUAACAAGCGUCGCAGAUACUAAAACUUACUUCAUUCCUUACUGUUUAGAAGUUACAGUAAAGCUAUACAGUGAUAUGCCUUUAUAAUUUUAGCUGUUAUCUGGAAACGGUUUUAUUGUUAUUGUAGUCUUUAAAACAAUUUCUUUUGUAAACAUUUUUUUGUAUUCAGUCAUAGGCUUUGUAGUAUAGAGCAGAAAUUAUGCGGAUCAUUAUGUAAGGCAAUGUGUUUGUGAGUAGCAAAAUACAAUGUGUGACUAUACUGUAAAACGUACAGUUAUCUGAUUACAAUAAAAUAUAAAAACCACUUGAAAGGAUUUUGGGAAUGUUAUUACUAAUGCUGGGUGAGAAUAAUUUCAUGCUUAUUUGUAAGUGGCACCAUUUUCAUUCUUACGUAGUUUCUACUAUGUGUUAAGAAAAUUCCAUCCUUAAUAGUGAAUCUGUUUAGCUAACUACAUGUUGCAGUACAUAUUAUGAACAAUUUAUAACACUACAGCUUUUGGUUUUUUUGACUUUUAAGAGCAUCAGAUGUUUUACAGAGUUUUUUCGAGGACACUGUGCACUUGCAUCUCAGUCUCCCUUUGCAAACUUAGUCCCAUAGGCUAUCAAUAGAAUGUGUCCCUUACUCAAUCAGAAAAUUUAACAUGGGGUAAAAAAAAAAACAACUUUGAAAGAGGAAUCUGUAUGUAUACUUCAUUCAUAUCAGUAGGAAUUAAUUUACUUAAACCAUACCUCUACGGAAGAAAAGUUGUUGUGUGACAUCUGUGUAUUAUAUUAACAGUUAAAAAGUAUCUUGCCAUUGCAAGGAAGUAGACGUUUGUGCAAGCUGGUUUAAAGCCAUCUGUGUGUAACGAAUCGUUAUGAAUAUACAUUUCCCCCUAAUGGUUGAUUUGAAUAGAAACAAGUCUGUUAUCAAUGAUUAACUGUGUAUUUAGGAGGUAAAUACAUGCUUUCCAGUUAAAAUAAUAGUUCAUUUAGAGUAAUAUACGUUCUGAAGGAUUUCACAGAAGUGUUCUUGUUAAAUGUUUCACAGAAUGGUGAAUUUGAAAGCUACCUAUUUCCAACACAACUCAAGCUAGAUUUGCUGAUUGAGUCUUAAGAUAAAAGUGAUGAUAAAGCUAUUGGAAAGCUUUUUAUGAUUCAGAUUUUGUCUGUCAUGGAAGAUGAUGGAAAAGUCCUAUUGGUUCUAUUCCCAUAAUGGCAAGAUAGUAAGGAUAUUUUUAGUUACUGUUGCUUUUUUCCUGUGCAAAAUAUAAAAUACUAGUGUUCUGCUUUUAUCAGUUCACUCACAUUUUCAGAUAUAGGAAUGACUAAAAUUUAUCUGCAUGAACACUGAUACUAAAUUGAUUAAAUACUGAUUUGAGAUAACAUAAUGCCCUAAUUCUAUUAGAAUGGUAUGUACGUAGCUCAGAGCGUGGAUACAAGCAACAGGGACAGCAUUUACUUGUUACUUUAUGUAGCAGUGGUUGUCUUGGUGAUUUGAAUUGUGAGCAAAUGGGUAAAAGAAAAGCAGUAUUGCUGGCAUUUGUGAAUUACGCUGUUAUUUAAAUUGCCAGCAUUAUAUGGCUAGAGAGAUUGUUUUCAUAUAGUUCAUGAGUUACCAUGUGUAGGUCCUCAUUUGUGAUGUCUCUAACUGCUGAGCAUUUUCCUUUAGGCUGCCUUAGUAUUGCCUUUUUUUCCUCGACUUGAGAUCUGUGCCACACUUCUUAGUUUAUAAUUCAAUAGAGAGUUAGGUUUAAAGUCUGAAAUACUUGAUACGUGUACUUACAGUACCUAUUCUUCCAAAGAAACCUGCAGCUGGUUUUACUUAGCACACGAUUUCUUAAAACUCAACAUUUGGGAAAAAUUGCUGUGUUUUCCUUUGUUGUAAGCUAGUGUUUGCAUAGCAGCUACCACACCUGUCUGUUUUGGGCUGCCAUGUUCAGUUGAAAAUGCAGCUUACGCUGGUUUCUAGUACGGUGCCUAAAUAUUAGAUUGAUUUUUUUCUCAUCUUUUUUGCCCUUGUACUUGGCAUUUUUUAAUGGGAUUGAGAAAGUACUGUUGUGAGUUGAUAAUGCUAAACGGUAAAGCUGUAAGAAGCACGUUUUUAUAUAUAACUUGAACAAGGUUCAGGAGGUCUGUUCAGUUUCUCUAGGGAAAAGGCUGUGCCGUUCAGUUCUUUUGCCUAACUCCUAUAUUCAGAUAUUGGCCUCAUCCUUGUACUAUCAGAGUACGUUUCAGAAGUACAUUAAUCUUACAAAUCUGCAAAAAGUGCUUCAUUCGUUGCCAGCCUCAUGCUAUUGUAGUUGCAUGUUUGUUGAGCUGCCUUUUUUUAGCAAGCAAAAUAUUUGUGUUUGAAAGUUAUUGUGGAUUUUAAUGCUAAUGAUUUUCAUUCCACGGUUGUGAGCUACCCUUCCUGUAAAACAGUGACUUGGAUGGCUCUGCUGCUUGGUAGCAGUGGCUUUGUCUGCUCUCCUUAUUGCAGAAAAAAAAAAUCUUAUCUGUCUUUUCAUAUCCAUGAACCAAGUCCAAAAAAAUAAAUACUGAAAUACUGAAUUUGAACACACUUUAAAAUUGUGAUGAAGAGUUGCCUUUGUGGCUGGUGACAGACUGCCAAAUUCUGCUCUUAAAAACUUUCUAGCCAUGUUGGUUGUAUCUUGCUUAACGGUAAAGGCAGUCAUUUUCGUUUUGCCAUAUGUGGUAGUGACUGACUCGAAGUCUUCCUUUUCCAGGAAAAUUUUGUCUUUAUUGCAUAACUUUUCCCAGUUUGGUUCCCAGAACUGGUAUGUAGAUGCGUCCAAGCAGGGUUUUUUUUUUUUAUUGAAGGUGCUGCCUGUGUACUGGAAGUGAUUAGUUGAUUAGUUUUUCUUGUUCCUUAUAUGGCCAAUCAGUUUAUCAUUUUUUUUUCAUGUGUACACAUGUACUUAAGUUUUUAAUGGUCUUUGGUCUGUUGGACUAGAAACUAGCACAGUACAGUACUGACUUUUCCUGCCAUGUGCUGGCAAGACAAAUAACCUUUCCAAGGUUGUGCAGUUGGCAAUUACAAUGUGCUUACUUUUGGUUGUACUUACUGGGUUUUUAGAUUAUUCCUGAGAUUUCAGUGUAAACUGCUUAAUUUUCACGAGGUACAAUUUUAAUACUUGGAUAACAAAGUGUUACUGUUCCACUUAAGUAAAAGAGAACUUACUGCCACCAGAAUCCAGCUUGCUUAACUGCAUUUGCAUUUGUUACCUCAGUCAUUUUAAGAGAAGCUGUUUGGCACUUAUAACUAUAAAAUUAAUUUUAGUUGCAAAUGAAUUUCUUCGUAAUUCUCUUCAGUGUGCUCACUAGGUAAAGCACGUUGAUAUGUUGGGAAACUUGGUGGCAAUACAGAUAUGCUUAACUAUUUCCUAAGAAAGAUACUUAAAAAUCACUAUUAAUUGUCUAGAAAGAGAACUCCUGAGCUUGAGUGGUUUUAUUUAUUGUCAACAUCUAUUUUACCCGGUCAGACAUAGAGAUGUGAUAAAUUUGAGACCUUUAUUAGGGCAAAAGCUUAUGAUAGAUGGCAGAAAGACAGUAUGAGCUAAAUGUUACAUUAAUUUAAUUUUAACCACAGUCCAGUAAGAUUUAAUAGUAUGCAGUGUGAGGAACAUUCUGAUCCAAAGGAUACUGUCAUAUUUUAAAAUGUUACACAAAACUGAUUUUUUUCCUUUUUUGACUUUCGAUUUCAGUUUUUUAACUUGAAAGCUAGAAUUCUCUGUAAUUACACGUUCUUUUUAAAAGUAGAACAUACAAACACGUAUUGACUUGUACAAAGUAGUUAUUGUACGGUCACAGUCUGCCUCACGAUAACCUGCCUGAAACAUGCUGAGAUAACUGAUCUAAAGGAAGAUUCUGGAGUGAAAAUGAAAACCCCUCAGGCCUUUUCAAGGGAGAAUGUAUUUUGAGGUGAGAUUCAGCAAAUGAGUAGUGUACUGACGCCAUGAAGCUCAUUUGAUUUAAGAGUGUUAUGGAAACUAAUAUUUUGGCAUACUUAAUGUAUAUAUUUUUGUAUAGCAAGUGGGAUCAUAAUUCCUUCCUUCUCAGUGAAGUGAAAAUGUAUUAUGAUUGAACUAUUACAAUGGCAGGGAAGGCUGGGGUCUGUUUACACUGGACUGCAAAUGUGAAUGGAUUCUCAAUCCCAUUCCUGAGACUUAAGUGCUGCGUUUUACACAGUCUGUGUCCAGCGUCUAUUGUUAGCUUGUGCUUAGGGCUUCUCAGGAGCCCUGAAUUAAUUUGAGCCUAUGGAAAAUGGAGAGGUUGGACAUUAUUACUUCAGGUUAUUGGCUGUUCAGUGCUGGUUUAGUGGCAAACAUUGGACUGUAUUAUCCCCAAAGCAUUUAUUUCUUCAAAAUCCAUUCAGUGAAAUGCGAGAACUUAGUAAUAAUAGAAUAGUUAACUGAAAAAUUGCAGUACUUAAUGGCAGGUAUAAUUUUUGCAGAGAUUGGCUUUUUGUUGUUCUCUUUUGGCAUGUAUUGUAAAAUAGUCUUAGUCGGUGGUCUCAGCAUUUUGGUAUUUUGCUGUUAGGAAGAAAUCUGUUUUGUUAGUAGUCUUGAGAUUUUUCCUGUAAAAUAUUUUUAAAAUCAUAACUGUAGGCAUUUUGGAUUUGUUUUCACAGUAAUCCAUGAAAUACUGAUGUUAUGAAAACUAAGUUAUCCAUGUCUAGAAUGUAAGUUGUUGAAUAGAUAAACUGAACAUUAAAUUUUCAUGAAAGUGAUACUUUUGAUGAUUUUAAAUGAAUGGAAACAAGCCCUCAGUGUGUUGAUUUUUCAAUGGGAUAGAUUUAAUAGGUCUUUUCCAUCUUGAACUUCCUUAAGCUACUAUGAAAACUAAUAUAAUUUGUUUUUGGAGAUAUUCAUAGUAAU